UCCUCUCCGCGCUCCCGGAUCCGGCUCGGCCAAUCAGCGGCGAGGGUCUCUCCGCGGCGCGGCCUGGGAUUGGCUGCGAGGAGAGCCCCGCCCAGGCUUGAAGCCGCCGAGGAGUGGGUUCGGUUGAAAGGCAGAGCAUUGCCAGACAUUGCAAAGGGCAUGGAGCCGGGCCUGGAAGGAGCCGCCGCCGUGAAGGAGGGCUGGUUCCGGGAGACCUGCAGCCUGUGGCCCGGGCAGGCCCUCUCCCUGCAGGUGGAGCAGGUCCUGCAUCAGCACAGGUCGCCCUUCCAGGAGAUCCUGGUCUUCAGGAGCAAAACCUAUGGGAAUGUCUUGGUCCUCGACGGCGUCAUUCAAUGCACAGAGCGGGACGAGUUUUCCUAUCAGGAGAUGAUCGCCAACCUGCCGCUGUGCAGCCACCCCAACCCACGCAAAGUCCUCAUCAUUGGCGGCGGAGACGGCGGCGUCUUAAGAGAAGUCGUCAAACACCCCUCCGUGGAGUCCGUAAUACAAUGCGAGAUCGACGAGGACGUGAUCGAGGCCUCGAAGAAGUUCCUCCCAGGGAUGGCGGUGGGCUACGCCAGCCCCAAGCUCACGCUGCACGUCGGGGACGGGUUCGAGUUCAUGAAGCAGAACCAAGAGGCCUUCGACGUGAUCAUCACGGACUCUUCGGACCCCAUGGGUCCCGCUGAGAGCCUCUUCAAGGAAUCCUAUUACCAGCUGAUGAAGACCGCGCUGCGGGAAGACGGCAUCCUCUGCUGCCAAGGCGAGUGCCAGUGGCUGCACCUGGACCUCAUCAAGGAGAUGCGGCAGUUCUGCAAGUCCCUCUUCCCCGUCGUGGAGUACGCCUAUUGCACCAUCCCCACCUACCCCAGCGGGCAGAUCGGCUUCAUGCUCUGCAGCAAGAACCCGAAUACUAACUUCCGGGAGCCGGUCCAAAAGCUGUCGCAAGAGCAAGUGGAAGAAAUGAGCCUCAAGUAUUACAACUCCAACAUCCACCGGGCGGCCUUCGUUCUGCCGGAAUUUGCACGAAAGGCACUGAGCACCAUCUGAAUGAACCGCCGUCGAUCCGCAUUCCUUCCAAUUUAUGUAUUUGUACAAACGGAACGAAAGACUUUGAGGUUCGGAUCCUGCCGGGGUCGUCGAAACUGCCACCACCAUCCAUCCGGUCCAGGUGUUUCACCCGUUUCUCAAUCGAUUGGAAACCAUUUCGACUCCCGGCAUCGGCUUUCCACCUUUUUACCUCCUGUAUUUAUAACUGACAACAUAUCCCCGGUUUCCCUCCCUUUAGCCAUUUCCUUUCUUUUGGGAAGUUUUGCUUUGGACUCUAAUGGGACGGAAGGAACUGACCGACGAGUUGUUAGGUAUGACUUUUUCCUCCUCUUUAUUAAUUCCUCCGUUCCCACAAUUCACGGAUCUCUUCCUUUGCCCUUCUUCCCACGUUUUUGGCCUUUGCUCUCCUCAAAAGAGGGGUUCCUGUGCCUGCGUUUAAUACCCUCGAAGUCAUGAAUUUUUCGAUUUUCCGCACAAAACAAACAACAGAAAUUCUCGUCUGCGGAGAAUUGUACUUAGCUUUAAAUACGUAAGAAAAAUAUCAUUUUUUUUGUUCUGUUACAGGGUGAGAGAGGAAAAAAAGAGGAAUGUAAAUUUGGAGCUUAGACAGAUAUCUCCCCAAUAUGUAUUUUGUAGUAUUCGGAGGACGGAUAUGCCUGAAACGCAUCCAAGGAGGUCAAGUGUUUCCAGUGGUUUACAUUCAGAUCCUAAUUUUGUUGUAAAUCUUAUUUUUGCGAGUUUUGCCUGUCGUAUUGCAAAGGAAGCACUGAAUAUCAUUCACUCCCAAAAUCCCAAUCAUAUCUGAAUCUAUCAUGGGAAAUAAUACGGAAGGGAAAGAUUCGUCAACAUGUUUCCGCCCUCUCCGUCUUUAGCAAUAUAUCUGAGAUUAUUUUAUAUCCCGUUGGACUACAAUCUCCAGCAUACCUGACCGUGUUGCCUCAGGACGAGGGGUGUCGGAGUCCAAGCACUCCGCGGUUCAAUUGCUUUACAGGUCAAGGACUUGUGUUCCGAUUUAUCAUUUAAAUAAGACACUAUCGUGGUCCAUCCAUCCUGUUACACUGGAAUUGGAGAAAUACAUAUAGACCUCAGCAUCACAA
Molecule: messenger RNA, 2147 nt
Organism: Anolis carolinensis (green anole)
Lineage: Eukaryota; Metazoa; Chordata; Lepidosauria; Squamata; Anolidae
Gene: srm
Product: spermidine synthase
Exons: 8
Coding region: 160-1050 (296 amino acids)
Biological process (GO): polyamine metabolic process
Molecular function (GO): catalytic activity
Source: RefSeq, a predicted model, not a curated record